This is a messenger RNA of Phytophthora nicotianae INRA-310, 1564 nucleotides long. RefSeq lists its product as hypothetical. NCBI's taxonomy places the organism in Eukaryota, Oomycota, Peronosporomycetes, Peronosporales, Peronosporaceae. Bases 901 to 1350 code for a protein of 149 amino acids. The record is from RefSeq and is a predicted model, not a curated record. The transcript has 2 exons.
UGUACCCUCUGCGGUGGAGACGAUCGUCUCUAAGGCAGCGGCGAUGACAGCUCUAGCUCUGUCCUGCUGCUGCGGAAGGUUAAAAGAACGACAAGGCGAAUCGCUUGUUGCAUAUCUUGUUGCAAGUGAAACCAUUCCAACGCUCCCUAAAAACGACCGUUGUGUACUGACUGGACCCAUUGGGUCUCUUAGCUAUAUCAGUCAUACAUGUACUUCAAAGGAAAAGGGUACAUGUACAAUCGGGUACAAGUCCCCACGCCGUCCCCAUUCGGGGACUAAUCUGAGUGAUUCACUGGCGCCAAAUUGGAACAAUGGCUUCAUCGCCUGCGCUUCUCCAUCUUAGCUAGUGCAUGUAGUGACUCCGUUGUCUCCGCAGCGGAGACUUUGCAUCGCAUUACUUGACAAAUUUGUAAGAAGCAAAUCCCCAUAAAAAAAAAUCCAUCCUCUUCAAUCCUCGCCAAAACCGAUACGUCACUGAUUAUCGAUUUCCUAACGCUUUCCUCAGCAAUGGCGUCGACGGUGCGUAGCUUCGUGCCUGCGACUCUGGCUGUGGCGUUCUGAACUGUUCGGCUUUUUGUCUGGUGUUGUAGAGUGGCAGUGAGGAGGCUUCCGAGGAGCAAUGGGACGACAUGGCCAUCGUGCGGGCGUUUGAGGAGGCAUUGACAGACCAGCGUGCGCGGAACACUACAUCUGUCAAGCCAAGUGGCAGGUGGGGCGGCGUCUGCAGCUGAAGGACUCUAGAUAUGGUAUUGGACUCACGUUGCUCUCUCUGCUCAUAGGAAGCAUAAAGCGGUGACACGCUCGAACGGCAAGAAGGCUGCAAGAAGCGUGUCUAUCGAGGAAGACGAGGAGCAACUCGGACAUGGCCAUCCAGCGAGGUCUGCAGCAGCGGAUAUAGGAAUGUACGGACAGCCGAACGCCGCAGAUUUCGCAGGAAAUGCAGCUGGAUUCAAUCCGUUCGCCUAUCAACCGCAACAGCAUCCACAGCAAAAACAGCAGACGUCGAGCGACGUGUACCAGGCUGCGUACGCUCAAGCAUACGCCCAGCUUCAAGCUCAGUUCCAGGCUACGUAUCCUGCUGCAGCACCUCAGCAGCCGUAUGGACAAGGCGCACAGAUACCUGCAUUUCCGGCGCAGUCGUCGUACUAUCCACCACCGCCGCCGAUUUCAUCAAUGCCGACGCCAUUCCCGGGUUUGCACGGUGCUUCAGCUCCAUUCUCAGGGACGACACCCAGCACUACAGGGUCAGACGACGGCUUGGCGGACGUUCUCAUGGCAUGGUAUCAGUCAGGAUACUACACCGGCCGCUUCCAAGCCAUGCAAGAGAUGAAGAUUCGCGGUCGCCGAUAAAAAAAAUAGUUUGUUAGAAGUCCCGUCGUAGCAGCAAUUGGAGCAGCUCGUCACAGUUUUAGAGCGGUGCACAAUGACCGGAGCGAAAAGAAACGGCAGGUUGAUUCGAUCUUUGAUGCAUACUCAACGCUCUCACUAAUACAAAGCUCCGUCGCUGCAUCGCUUAUCAGUAGGUCCUCAGCUGCUAUGCUCACUGGCGCUUCUUGAUCGCGGC